AUGGCUUGCUUGCAAGAAUGGGAUGCCGACAGGCGUCAGGCGGCGCAUGCCGAGAAGUCGCUUGCCGUGCGGGAGCUCGUGCGCCUCUCCCUGCGCGUGCAGUCCACGGGCGUCGUCGCGGAGCUUCAUCUCGACACGGCACUGGUUGCUCCGAGCGGCAGCGGAGCUGAUCACGAGCGACGAAUUCGCCGGGGAUGCCAGGCAACAGAUGGGCGCGCAGAUAAUUGGCGUGGCGUCCUAAACAACGCGACCGACGAGCAUGCUCAACUGCUGCGCGACGCUCUCUGCGACCCCGACUUUUGUAUGCGCUUUGCCAUUCGCCGCCGCAUUGGCUCAGGGGGCACAGUCCGCUUGCAGUGGCUCUUCCGCACGAAUAGCGUUGUUGGCCGCUGCGGAAUCGGAUCGAUCCCAUGGAGGAGGAGGGCGCGGUCGGCCAGCGCAGCAGGCGGAGUCCCUCCCCGCGCCGGAGCCCCCCUGCAGUCGAGGGAGUCCUCGUUGGCGAUGAAGAAAGCCGCGCUCCAGGAGCACGCCAAGAUGCAAUGGCUCGCUUGCUUCGAUUCAGCUCUCUCGGCAGCAGAAGUGGGGCUGGAGCGGGUGGGGGUGGAUGCCGAUUGA
Molecule: messenger RNA, 615 nt
Organism: Emiliania huxleyi CCMP1516
Lineage: Eukaryota; Haptophyta; Isochrysidales; Noelaerhabdaceae
Exons: 2
Coding region: 1-615 (204 amino acids)
Source: RefSeq, a predicted model, not a curated record